CUCCCCCCUCGUUGUCGAAACAACAAACCCUACUACGGAGCAAGUGGCGGGGUGAAACUGAGAGAGCGUCCAAAACCGCCUCUGACCGCCAGUUUCAAACUCAUUUGCGGAUAUCGUGGUUAUAUCAAAACAAGAACAGAUAGCGACUCAACAAAGCAGUGACUCGUUUGGAAAUAAAUUGAAUAACGGGGUUCCACGCUACCUUGUGGACGCAGAGGAUCUGAGGUCUGUUCAUAUUUCAGUUGAUCAGACAUGUUAGAGAAAUGAUAGCGGCACCAGAGUUACCGUCGGAGUUCCACUAUCCUCAGGAUACGGACACCCGUUUCUCCUCAGACACAGACUUCUCUGAGGCUCCUGAUGUCAGUAUCAACCCAACCAAAGGAAAGGGGGGUAAGAAGGGGAAGAAGGUGACAGGAGAGAAGGGUAAAGGAGCGGGAGGAGCAGGGAGGAUGAACGGCCACUACCAGGAGAAUGGCAUGGAGAACCUAAUGCUGUUUGAGGUUGUCAAGAUGGGCAAGAGCGCCAUGCAGUCUGUGGUGGAUGACUGGAUUGAGGCAUAUAAAACCGACAGGGACAUGGCUCUGCUAGACCUGAUCAACUUCUUCAUCCAGUGUUCUGGCUGUAAAGGAGUGGUCAGUGGAGAGAUGUUCCGAAACAUGCAGAACUCUGAGAUCAUCAGGAGAAUGACAGAGGAGUUUGACGAGGACAGCGGAGACUAUCCUCUGACCAUGGCAGGUCCACUGUGGAAGAAGUUUAAGGGUAGUUUCUGUGAGUUUAUUGCUGUCUUGGUGAGACAGUGUCAGUACAGCAUCAUCUAUGAUGAGUACCUCAUGGACACGGUCAUAUCGCUCCUCACCGGACUGUCGGACUCACAAGUCCGAGCCUUCAGGCACACCAGCACACUGGCAGCUAUGAAACUGAUGACAGCCCUGGUGAAUGUAGCUCUGAACCUGAGCAUCAACAUGGACAACACACAGCGGCAGUAUGAGACAGAGAGAAACAAGAUGGUCGCUAAGAGAGCCAACGACCGGCUGGAGCUACUGCUGCAGAAACGCAAAGAGCUUCAAGAAAAUCAGGACGAAAUUGAAAACAUGAUGAAUGCUAUAUUCAAGGGUGUGUUUGUACACAGAUAUCGUGAUGCCAUAGCAGAGAUCAGAGCUAUCACUAUAGAGGAGAUAGGAAUGUGGAUGAAGCUCUACAGUGACGCCUUCCUCAAUGACAGCUACCUGAAAUACGUAGGCUGGACCAUGCACGACAAGCAAGGCGAGGUGCGUCUGAAAUGUUUGACAGCGCUGCAGGGACUCUACUACAACAGAGAACUGAACACCAGACUGGAGCUGUUCACCAGCCGCUUCAAGGACCGCAUUGUCUCCAUGACUCUGGACAAGGAAUAUGACGUCGCAGUACAAGCAAUUAAACUGCUCACUCUGGUACUACAUAGUACAGAUGAGGUGCUGAGCCCGGAGGACUGUGAGAGCGUCUAUCACCUGGUCUACUCCGCCCACCGACCGGUCGCCAUAGCAGCCGGGGAGUUCCUCUUCAAGAAACUGUUCAGUACGCGGGAGCCGGAAGAGGAGGGCGCCCCCAAGAGGAGAGGAAGACAAAGCCCCAACGCCAACCUCAUCAAAACUACUGUUUUCUUCUUCCUGGAGAGCGAGCUCCAUGAGCAUGCUGCGUACCUGGUGGACUCUCUGUGGGAGAGUGGAGCAGACCUGUUGAAGGACUGGGAGUGUAUGACCAGCCUGCUACUGGAUGACCCUGUGCCAGGGGAGGAAGCCCUGACAGACAGACAGGAGACGGCUCUCAUAGAGAUAAUGCUGUGUACGGUGCGCCAGGCUGCAGAGUGCCACCCGCCCGUAGGCCGCGGAACCGGGAAGAGGGUGAUGACAGCGAAGGAGAAGAAGACUCAGCUAGAUGACAGGACCAGGAUGACAGAGCUGUUUGCUGUGGCAUUGCCUCCUCUGCUGUCCAAAUACUCCAUAGAUUCAGAAAAGGUGACCAACCUGCUGCAGCUCCCUCAGUUUUUUGACCUGGAUAUCUACACCACAGGACGACUGGAGAAGCACUUGGAGGCGUUGCUGCGUCAGAUCAGGGAGAUGGUGGAGAAACACACAGACACGGAGGUGCUGGAGGCUUGCUCAAAGACCUACCACGCUCUCUGCAACGAGGAGUUCACCAUCUUUAACAGAGUGGACAUCGCCAGGUCACAGCUGCUGGAUGAACUGGUGGACAAAUUCAACAGACUGCUGGAAGACUUCUUACAAGAGGGUGAAGAGCCUGACGAUGAUGAUGCCUACCAGGUCCUGUCUACUCUCAAGAGAAUCACAGCCUUCCACAAUGCCCAUGACCUGUCCAAGUGGGAUCUGUUCAGCAGUAACUUCAAGUUGCUCAACACGGGCAUUGAGAACGGAGACAUGCCAGAGCAGAUAGUGGUCCAUGCUCUACAGUGUACCCACUACGUUGUCCUGUGGUACUUGGCCAAGGUCUCAGAGGGCAGCCACAGAAAGGAGGACAUGAUGAGCCUGAGGAAACAGAUGCGGAUGUUCUGUCUGAUGUGUCAACGUUACCUCACCAACGUCAACACAACCGUCAAGGAACAGGCGUUCACCAUACUGUGUGAUGUGUUGCUGGUCUUCAGUCAUCAGAUGGUCUCAGGAGGCAGAGAGCAGCUGGAGCCGCUGGUCUACAGUCCUGAUGAUUCGUUACAGACAGAACUACUGUCCUUCAUACUGCACCAUGUCUUCAUAGACCAGGACGAUGACAACUGCAGCACAGAUGGCCAGCAGGAUGACGAGGCAGCGAAGAUAGAAGCUCUUCAUAAGAGACGAAACCUCCUGGCGGCCUACUGUAAACUUAUCAUCUAUAACGUAGUAGAGAUGAACACUGGAGCUGACAUCUUUAAACAGUACAUGAGGUAUUAUAAUGACUAUGGUGACAUCAUCAAGGAGACCAUGUCUAAGACCAGACAGAUAGACAAGAUCCAAUGUGCCAAGACCCUCAUCCUCAGUCUACAACAGUUGUUCCAUGAGAUGUUGUCAGAGUUGGGGACAGGAUUUGACCGCUCGUCCUCAGCGUUCUGUGGGAUCAAGGAGCUGGCCAGACGUUUCUCUCUCACCUUCGGUCUGGACCAGGUGAAAACACGAGAUGCUAUCGCCAUGCUGCACAAGGAUGGUAUAGAGUUUGCAUUUAAGGAGCCAAGUCCCCAGGGAGAAGGAAACCCUCCUCUUCACCUGGCCUUCCUAGACAUCCUGUCUGAGUUUUCCUCCAAACUAAUGAGGCAGGACAAGAGGACUGUUCACAUGUAUCUGGAGAGGUUCAUGACCUUCCAGAUGGCCCUCCAGAGAGACGACUGCUGGCUGCCGCUCAUCUCCUACAGGAACUCCCUGCAGGCCGGCGGGGACGACGACACCAUGUCUGUUGUCUCCGGCUACUCCUCCAGAGGGUCGUCGGUCAGAUCCAAGAAGACCAAGGCUGCUACUCCCACUGCUACAGUCGCCGCAGCCAAGAGGAGACUUCCUGAAGCGGAGGAGAGCAGUAGCAGCAGUACAGAUAUGUCGUGGCAGCACCAGAGCAUGCAGACUCCAGUGAUGAUGCCCUCCCCCCACCUCACCUCUACCAUGAUGAGAGGACCAGGGGACAUGAGGGGGGAGGCCAAACGGGGGAGAGACGACAGCUACAUGGGAGUGUACGCACUCCCUUCGGACUCCCAGCAGCAGCCACACCCUCACACACUCCCCCAAACCCCUCAACUCCACCAGACACCCAUCGACUACAAUACCCAGGUGACGUGGAUGCUGGCUCAGAGGCAGCAGGAGGAGGUUCGUCAGCAGCAGGAGAGAGCCAUGAACUACGCCAAGCUCAGGACCAACCUGCAACAGGCCAUUCGGCGUGGUACAGGGCUGAUGGAGGAGGAUGAGGAGCCUAUCGUAGAGGACGUGAUGAUGUCAUCAGAGGGUCGUAUGGAAGACCUCAACGAGGGCAUGGACUUUGACACCAUGGACAUUGACUUGCCCCCCUCUAAGAACAGGAGAGAAAGAUCAGAGCUGAAACCAGACUACUUUGACCCUGGUUCUAUCAUGGAUGAGUCUGUCCUUGGCGUGUCCAUGUUUUAAACUGGUAUUUGUAGACGAAGAGGAGAGGCAUAGUGUAUUUAUGGAGACGUUAAGCUGCAGAUCAGAAGUCUUCUCUGGUUUAUCCUCCAUGGUCUAACACACAGUGUUGCUCGCUCAGAAGGGACUGAAUGAAAACAAAAUACUGUUUGUAAUCCUUGGGUAAGCUUUCACCUUUCAGUUAGUGGCAAACCAGUUCCAAACCUAGAAGAAUCCUCCAGGCGUUUAGUCUGAAGGAAGUUCUAUAAUUCUACAACGUUUUAUUUUUCUUCCAAAUGGAGAUGGAAUGAGUUGUAAGAUAACCUUUUAGUUUUUUGAAAUGUCUUCUAACCCUGUCUCUAUGCUAGUAUAGUGAGUAACCCGGUGCGGUGUAGUCAUUUAGAAACAGAUAGUUAGUAGGAAAGGUAGCUAGCUGUGGUAGUAGUGGAUGGACAUGGUCUUUAUGCUAUUUUCAGUUUUUUCCUUUUCCUUUCCCCCACGUUGGACUGUCAGUAGAAUCUGUUGGUUCUGUGGUUGUGAUGACGAUGACUGCUGGUGGUUGUUGGUAACCUGUUGAAUAGAUCAGCUGUAAGAGUCAUGGCUGUAGCAACACACAUCCAACCGGUUUCCAAGUGCAGAUUCCUUCAUACGAAACGAGUAGAAAUAACGCCACAUCCUUCAGUAUAGGUUCUUGCAACGUUUGGACCAGAAGGUCUGUCCGUCAUAUCCAACUGUGUGUGUUGGUAGUGUUUCUAUUCCGGGGUUGUUGAAUACAGUCUGACUGAGGAACCCGGUAGUUGCUGUGAAGAGGCCCAGGGUGCGUCUCAAAAGUAGUGCACUAUGUAGGGAAUAGGGUGCCAUUUGGGACGAAGACCCAGUGUUUAACAAGGAACUAGGCUGUCGCACAAGUCCUGAAGCUUACCCAAAGAUUUGGAUCCUUCUCCCUAUCUGAAGAGACUACUCCCCGACGGACAGCGAGGUGAUUUUCUCUCUGGUAGUGCCACCACUGUGCUGACUCAGAGACAAGCAAGCAGCACGUUAAUACACAGAAAAUACAUUUCUCCAGAAAAUCCAGCAUAUUUAGUGUUGAAAUGGCUAUCUCUAAAUUUUAAAUAAAGUUAUAUAUGAAUCGGUGCUGAUUUUAUAACUGUGCUUUUUUUAAAUUAAAAUGUUCAACUUAAGUUAAGGUUUCAUAAAUGUGUAAAACUGUUUAAAAUGGAAAGCAUGUGUAGUCAUGCUGCGAGGAAGAUUUUUACAUUUGUAUUUUGGUUUUAUUUCGUCUUAAUAAUGUUUUGGGGUUUCUACCUUUUUUUUUUUUCCUACGUGUAAAUUAGUUUGGAUAAGACUCAUUAUGAAAAAAAUUAAUGUGACUUGUGAAAUAUCAGCUUUAAGGUUUUCAACAUCAUGAGUAAUAAUAAUGUCCUUUUGCGAAACUCCACCAUAUAAAACUGUAUAGAGAACUUAAAGCCAGUCAUUAUAGUCCUAUAGAAAGGUUGUUGUUUUCAUUCCAAAUGGCACCCUGGUGCCCUCACCAGGCCAAAUAUUCCCUAUGGGCCCUGGUCAAAAGUAGUGCACUAUAUAGGGAAUAGGUUGCCAUUUGGGACAGUUCUCAACAACAGCAGCAGCACUCUGGCAGCUAGACAAAGCUUACAUGUGACACGAACUAUUAUGUCAUCCAUAAGUUUUAAUUAAAUGUUUUGUCUACUGAGGGUAAAUCUAUCUACUUUGUAAUCAUUCCAUGCCUGGGCCUUAAACAUGCUAUAGUGGAAGGAAACCAACUGCCCUGUCCAAUAAACUGCCCCUAGCCCCAUAACAGUAUUGCUAGCAUAUAAUUGCUCUGGUUUGUGUAGACCCCCCCCCCUUCUAGUAAUUCUAUGCCUAUACCCCUAGGCACCUGUGUAUAUCUGAUAGGAAUGGAUAAGUAAGGUAUAUCCAAUUUGGCUUCAUCCCAACCAGUUUUAUUGGGGAGAAGGUGAAACUACUACCCAUCAAAUCACUGCAGAGUUACACUAGCAUCUAGGGGUUAGGGCUGAGGUAGCCUCGGAAAGCCUCGGAGUUGGGGCUGAGGUAGCCUCGGAAAGCCUCGGAGUUGGGGCUGAGGUAGCCUCGGAAAGCCUCGGAGUUGGGGCUGAGGUAGCCUCGGAAAGCCUCGGAGUUGGGGCUGAGGUAGCCUCGGAAAGCCUCGGAGUUGGGGCUGAGGUAGCCUCGGAAAGCCUCGGGGUUAGCGCUGAGGUAGCCUCGGAAAGCCUCGGAGUUAGCGCUGAGGUAGCCUCGGAAAGCCUCGGAGUUAGCGCUGAGGUAGCCUCGGAAAGCCUCGGGGUUAGGGCCGAGGUAGCCUCGGGGUUAGGGCCGAGGUAGCCUCGGGGUUAGGGCCGAGGUAGCCUCGGGGUUAGGGCCGAGGUAGCCUCGGGGUUAGGGCCGAGGUAGCCUCGGGGUUAGGGCCGAGGUAGCCUCGGGGUUAGGGCCGAGGUAGCCUCGGAAAGCCUCGGGGUUAGGGCCGAGGUAGCCUCGGGGUUAGGGCCGAGGUAGCCUCGGAAAGCCUCGGGGUUAGGGCCGAGGUAGCCUCGGAAAUCUUCUGUAGAUGACAUUUGGAAGGAUAGCCUCGUGAAACUAGAGUUUAGGGUGCUAGGGGUUGUUUCUGGACAGGUCCUAAAUAGUUUUCUCUUACUAAUCCUCUUCCAUGUCAGAGGUAGCCAUGAAAGGUGAUUAUUAUAACGACAGAAAACAGAUGGUCCAGAUGUGAUGUCGAUGAAGUAGAUACAGGCAGCCUGUGUGUUUUACCUAAUUGUUAUUUUAUGUAAGUACAUAUUUUGGAGUAAAAAUGACUGUGGCUUUUGUUUUGUCACUUACUACCACUACAUUGGUAUAGUUCCUUUAUUUGAGCCUUCCUGUAUAUAAAACAAACAUCAAGCUUUAUUUUCAUUUGUUGUGUUUUUCCUUUUUGGCCAUUUUAUGUAUGUGUUGAAUUUCCUCAAAUAUAUAUAUAUAUAUAAUAUACACACACACUUCUGCGCUGUUUGUUCCCAUCCUAUUGCCACUCCCUCUCAGAUUUGUACUUGCCUGGAGACAGGCACUUUUUGAAUAAAAGUAAACCAACUCGA
Molecule: messenger RNA, 7189 nt
Organism: Salvelinus fontinalis (brook trout)
Lineage: Eukaryota; Metazoa; Chordata; Actinopteri; Salmoniformes; Salmonidae
Product: cohesin subunit SA-2-like
Exons: 32
Coding region: 264-4112 (1282 amino acids)
Biological process (GO): sister chromatid cohesion
Cellular component (GO): chromatin; nucleus; cohesin complex
Molecular function (GO): chromatin binding
Source: RefSeq, a predicted model, not a curated record